AUGUUUGUUGGGCUUUCGGAAGGUACGGAUACCAACCCGGAACCGGAUACAACAACUACCCUGACACGCAUUGCGAUUGAAGUAAGCCACUGUCGCGCGGUUUUUUUGAAAAACUACGAGAACGGUCUACAAUUAAUGUUGGUACGAGGGCGCACCAGGCACUCACGUACUACAGCUGUAAUAAGACGAGAACGAUCUACGUUUGCGGUAGUAAGCAACACGAGGACGCACCAAGCACGCACGUACAGCUAUUCCGUUCUUGUGAAGACGCAUGACCUCAAGCGUUUGCUAUGCUACUUUCGGAAUUAUAUAACGUAGGAUCAUGAUGCUUCCGGAGCCACUGGAGUCAGGCUCGGACAUUAUUCAAAGUAGAGAAGCCGUUGAAUUUAAUUCGACGCAUAUUCCCAAAUCGUAAAAGUGAGACUCUACGUCUCCAUAUUCCCAGAAUUUUGUGCAAUUUUUCUUCGUCGUCCAAUUGUGGUAGAGGGUUUUUUGUUGUAUGAUAAACGAAGAAAAGAAAAACUAUUGGAAAAAACCGAAAAAUAAAGAGAAAACCAAGAGAAAAAGGAAAAACAAACCAUACAAAAAACAAAAAAAAACGCUUUGUAAGAUUCUGGAGCUCAUGCUAGGUUCUGACUUUUUUAGGCGCUAGGCGUCGUAACUAUCUCCGAAAAUGAGUCCUCCUCUUUACGCUUCGGCGCAGAAACAAAAAGCUGCGAGCUCACUAGAAUGCAACAAGCAAAAUAAGUAGCAAAAUGAGAUCCAAACAAAGACUAUGCUCGUGUGACAGUAGUCAAAUAGGUGCAGCUAGCCGGAUCGGAACCCGACGAAGAAUUUAAAACGGAAUACAACUACAACGGUCACGCAAGCAGCUGAAUCCUUUUGGUGCGACAACGACAGGCAUAUUAAUCUGAUCUCGCUACAAAAGGUUGACAGGAAAAAAUAGCAGCAGUCAAGAGAAGACACAAACAAGAUUAAAGGGUCGUAAAAGAUCCAAGGGUCGUAAAAGAUAUGGGAAAAAAUCGGUCAUCGUUUUUCGUUCACAAGUCGGUACAAGAUGUAGAUGCAUUCUAAUGACCCUCUUCUGCGACGCGUAUUUUUCGUCAUUACCUGCGACUGGCUGGAAGUUGUGUAUCAGGUUGUUGUAUGGAAAAGCAGGCAGGAAACCAUGAAAGGAACAGGAUGCGAGCACCUCCUCGUUGAAGAGGAGGUGCAUCCUUGAAGAUGAUUCCAUUUCCAAAUAAAAUCGCAGCCUUUUUUUUUUUCUUUAAGGGUUUAGGGUUUAGGUUCUGACGAUUUGUACAAGCGAGGACACGACUUUCGAAGUCCCCAUCAGCGACACGUGCACCGGCCUGAUGAUAGAAGAGCGACGAUUCUAGUUGCCCUGGGUUAAGCACAUAUUUUUUAAUGAAAUAUGUGUUGCUCGUUCUGUUUUUAUAUGAUGAUGACUUUUACACAGACGUGAAACAGAUUGCUUUCUGGGCCAUUGCGUCAGCGGAUCGUGGGCGAACGGUAGUAGUUUUCAAAGAAAAACGACUCUGCUGCUGGUCAAUCAUGAGAAGUUAGAAACAAUGUGCUUCAGUUUUUAUUUCUGUUUGUAUUGGGACGAGGAGGUGGUCGGUGCCAUGUGUUUCAAGUCUGUCAUGCAUGUAAAAAUCAACCCAGGGUAAAAAGAUAGAAGUAUCAAAUGAAAAGCAGUAACUACACACAGUUGCUGCUUUCUUGCAUAAGAAUAGGCCGGACAAGGUGCAGCAGCUAGUGGACGGGAAAAAAGGUGGUGAAUUGAGUAUGCUCUGCACUAGCCGGGAAGACCGCUGCGACGCUUUGCAUGAGGGGCUAUUGGUCAUGAGUUGCUUGAUUGCAACAGCCUCGCGUCAAGGCAAAUGGCUUCAGUUUUAUAUGUGCGGCUGGGGCAUCAACCCCGGGAGGAUCAUUUUAUAUAGUAAAGAAAUCGGUCUAAGGAAAGGGAGCUUGUUGUUGGGGGUGUGAACGUCAAGUGCUUGGCAGGUAGAUUCAGAACAAGACAGACCCUGCGUUCCCUUCAUCCAGUGAGGCCAGACCAGGAAGGGGAGCGCGCGGGGCCCGGCCGGGGCGCGGGGGGUGCUGCGCCUCUGGUCUGAAUCUGCUUGGCACACGAGGACACCUCGCACCUGUAUCCGCGUACCAGCCUUACUUUUAUCCCCUUCGCUGGCGCAACCAACAAUGAGAUCCUGAGCAGAACCAUUUUGCGAAUGAGUAAGAUUUUUUUCUAGUAGUCAGGAAAGUGGACCAUUGUCCAUGUUUGAUC
Molecule: messenger RNA, 2287 nt
Organism: Amoebophrya sp. A120
Lineage: Eukaryota; Dinophyceae; Syndiniales; Amoebophryaceae
Source: the annotation of a GenBank genome assembly